Triplophysa dalaica is the source of this 1392-nucleotide messenger RNA. RefSeq names its product myosin light chain kinase, smooth muscle-like. The record is from RefSeq and is a predicted model, not a curated record. NCBI's taxonomy places the organism in Eukaryota, Metazoa, Chordata, Actinopteri, Cypriniformes, Nemacheilidae. The transcript has 11 exons. The coding region runs from base 278 to 1087 and encodes 269 amino acids. Gene Ontology annotation, biological process: response to bacterium.
CAAUAACAGCACCAGGCAGACCAUUAAAGAACGCGACACUCACGUCUCCUAUUUUUCAAAGCCAACUACGUCCAGCAAAAGUUCAACAGAAGCCACCACACCACCACCAGAGAUCUCUACCAGUGUAGCUCAAACCAGAAAAACUCACCACACAGAUCAACCCAAACCAACACAAGAACUACACCAUCAGAGGUCCACUGAGGGAGCUGAUGUCUUUCUCAUCUGUAAAAAUGAAGGGAAAGUGCAGUGGACUAAAGGCAGAGAUGGAUAUAGACUGAUGAUCCUCACUGCAGAAAGCAAGGAGGAAAUAAAAAAACACAGUGCAGAUCCUCAUAACCGUUAUAGUGUGAUAGAUGAUUUAGAUCUACACAUCAAGAAUGUUUCUCUCUCUGAUUCUGGAAUUUACUACUGUAAUGCAAAUCCAACUGUGAAUCUGACAGUAACAGCACCAGAUUUUUCAAAGCCAACUACGUCCAGCAAAAGUUCAACAGAAGCCACCACACCAGCACCAGAGAUCUCUACCAGUGUAGCUCAAACCAGAAAAACUCACCACACAGAUCAACCCAAACCAACACAAGAACUACACCAUCAGAGGUCCACUGAGGGAGCUGAUGUCUUUCUCAUCUGUAAAAAUGAAGGGAAAGUGCAGUGGACUAAAGUCAGAGAUGGAUAUAGACUGAUGAUCCUCACUGGAGAAAGAUCGGAGGAGAUAAAAAAACACAAUGCAGAUCCUCAUAACCGUUAUAGUGUUACAGAUGAUUUAGAUCUACACAUCAAGAAUGUUUCUCUCUCUGAUUCUGGAAUUUACUACUGCAAUGCAACAGCAACUGUGAAUCUGACAGUAACAGCACCAGAUUUUUCAAAGCCAACUGCGUCCAGCAAAAGUUCAACAGAAGCCACCACACCACCACCAGUGAUCUCUACCAGUGUAGCUCAAACCAGAAAAACUCACCACACAGAUCAACCCAAACCAACACAAGAUGAACUCAAAGCAACUACAGGGUCCAUCCACAGACACUCAGAAGACAGCACACCAGCCCCAGACUCAUCUACUGCUUUCACAUAUUAUUGUAUGAAGGAAAACUAGAAGAACUUGUGAUAUGAUUCUGCUAUUAUUAAGAUUUAAGAAAAUAUUAAGAAAAGUAAUGAAUGAGCCAGUUUCUUCAGUUGUUGUUUGCAGUUGCCAUAUUGUCAAGAACUUUUCAAACAUUCAUUAUAAAUAGUUGUGUGCUUUUGUCUGUCAGGUUAUCAAGUGUUUACAUUCGGGUUUAAAGCAUAUCACAGAAUUUAACAUGAGAUUUUAUUACCAGCAGUCUGCUGUUUGAUUGUAUUACUUGUUUCUUGUUACCAAUGCCAAAAAAAAUAUUUUAUUAAACGUUUCUGUUUCUAAAA